Sesamum indicum (sesame) is the source of this 1866-nucleotide messenger RNA. RefSeq names its product SKP1-like protein 21. The record is from RefSeq and is a predicted model, not a curated record. Gene Ontology annotation, biological process: ubiquitin-dependent protein catabolic process. NCBI's taxonomy places the organism in Eukaryota, Viridiplantae, Streptophyta, Magnoliopsida, Lamiales, Pedaliaceae.
UUUCAUUUCACCUUAGAAACACACGUAACUCUUUCUCUCUCUCUGUCUUUCUCUCUUUCUCUCUCACAUACACACGCACUAACACCCGGCGGUAGAUAGAUACACAGAUAUAUCUAACCAUUCACAGAUUCGCCAAGACAAUAUAUAAGAAAAACAAAAUAUAUUUUCCCCAUUUUUAUGCGUAUUUCUCUCUCUCUCUCUCUCCCCCCGCCUCGCUCUCUAAUAUUUAUUCUUUUUUUUUUUUUCUGCUUUCGCCGACAACCGCCAUUUUCAUAUUCAAAGCUCCGUUCAGCAGAAGCUGUUUUUUUUUCUUUUUUUUAAAUUUUUUUUCAGGUGCGAAAUCUUUGUUGUUUCUGACUGCAGAAGCGGCGGGGCAAAAGCUGCAGGUAAGAACUAUUGAACUGCUUUCUGGGACGCGUUCUUGUUUCUAAUUCAGUACAAUGAUAGAAGCUGAUAGUGAAAUAAUAAAGCCUGAGAUUCUAAAGGCUUAUGUGUGGCUUCAAACUUCUGAUGGUUCAAUACAACAAGUAGAGCAAGAGGUCGCAAUGUUUUGUCCACUCAUAUGUCGUGAAAUACAAUCAGGAAUGGGAUCUUCUAAGAAUUACCCUAUCUCCCUACCUUCACGGGUCAAUCCUCCUAUGUUGAGUCUGAUUCUUGACUACUGCCGAUUUCAUCAAGUACCAGGACGCUCUAACAAGGAGAGGAAGUCCUUUGACGAGAAAUUUGUUCGAAUGGAUACCAAAAGGCUAUGUGAAUUGACCUCAGCUGCUGACAGCCUGCAACUGAAGCCCCUGGUUGAUCUCACUAGUCGUGCACUUGCACGAGUGAUUGAAGGGAAGAGUCCGGAAGAAAUACGAGAGAUAUUUCAUCUUCCUGAUGAUCUAACAGAGGAAGAAAAGUUGGAGCCUAUAAAAAAUACCAUGGAUGAUCCAAGGAUUCGGCUUUUGAAUAGAUUGUAUGCCAGGAAGAGAAAAGAAUUAAAAGAAAGAGAGAGAUUAAAGAAUACUGAGGUUGAAGAGGAUCGUGCAGAUGAGCGUUCUGUUGAUGAUCUCUUAUCAUUUAUUAAUGGAAGCAAUGAAGGUGGACCAUUUGAUACAUAUGGGUUUGCAGAUUCUAAGGCAAAUAGAGCUUCUAAAAGUAAAAAGAAGAAUCGUAAGAGAAAAGAUCAUCACAAGGCUGCUCCUUCAAACUGCACUAGUACAUCAAACAGCACAACUGCUUCAAGCGAUGCUGUAUACAUGAAUAAGAAGGAAUCGAAUGAGCUUGAUUCUAUGCGUAGUAAUCCUACAUGUCAUGGCAAUCUUUCGCCCAACCCUUGUAAUGGCACAAAGUUGCAUAACAUCGAAGAUAACACAAUUCCACCUGCUGAAGAUGAGUUUGAUGAUUGUGAUUUAGAUGAUGAUAUUGACCCUGCGUUGAAAGAAAAAAUUGAUAGGGAAGUGGAAGACUUUGCCAGACGAUUAAACUCAGAUUGGCCUGAAAGAAUGCAACAGAUUCUGUCUCUGGGUCAAGAGAGAAGAACAUUACAAUUGACUGCUAACGGAAAUGGGUCCUUGAGGAUAUUUACAAGUCUAGAUGAGAGCCGGAAAUGAUCCUCUGGUCGAACCCCUAUCAACUUCAAAAUGGAGACUGGCCAGAAAAGUUUUGGUCAUUUUGUUGGACUGUGGGGUUGGUUAUGGCGCCCAUACUCCGGCUCAGGAUGCACAUCAGUGUGGAUUCACAUUCAAGUUGAUUGGUAAAUUUUUGACAUUGAGAGAUUCAGUUUUGAUGUUUGUAGUUGAGUUCGUGUACGUUUACAGAAACAACAAUAAGGAAAAGAAUGUUUUUAAGGUGUCAAUACAUGCAAAUUUUGCCAUUUGCCUUUUA